AUGGAGACCAUUUGUAAACUUACCGACAACUGGCCAGUGGAAUGGAAUGCGGGAAGCUCUGGUGGAGCCUUGACACUCCGCCCCGGCCUGUUCCAACACUACCACAACGGCGUCACUGAAUUGCUUCCAGUUCUCUCUGUAUUUCAAGCCAAGAAUGCCCGCAGCUCCUCGCCAAUUGUCACGCGCAAGUCACAGGAUCUAAUACCGAACGUUUCUGGCUAA
Molecule: messenger RNA, 222 nt
Organism: Penicillium robsamsonii
Lineage: Eukaryota; Fungi; Ascomycota; Eurotiomycetes; Eurotiales; Aspergillaceae
Exons: 1
Coding region: 1-222 (73 amino acids)
Source: RefSeq, a predicted model, not a curated record